Messenger RNA from Podarcis lilfordi (Lilford's wall lizard), 27927 nucleotides. NCBI's taxonomy places the organism in Eukaryota, Metazoa, Chordata, Lepidosauria, Squamata, Lacertidae. The record is from the annotation of a GenBank genome assembly.
AUGCCGCCGUCCAAGUCCCGUAAGAUCGCCAUCCUGGGCUACAGGAGCGUCGGUGAGUCACUCCCUGAGGCGGGUGGAGGGUGCGGGGAGCGGGCCCCGAGGGGCUCCCCCAGACCGGGGCGCCCGGCCUCCGCCUUCCGCCCUCGGCCCAAGUUGAGGCUCCGCAGGCGGACGUGCGCGCCGCUCCCGCCUCGUGGCUUGGCGGCCGAAAGGGGGCAGCCCGCCUUCGAAGCCGGUCGCAGGUGAGAAGGACGACGACGACGACGACCCGCCUUGGGCCUGUCAGCCGUUUUCCGGGCGGGCUGCUGCCCUGCCUGCUUUCGGUGCUGGCGGGGAUGAGAAGCGUGUGGCGGUGGCCUCGCGCGCGUGUCUGUGUGCAUUUCCCCGUAACUUAGCCUCGCCAGGAUGCCGAGCCACUCAGUGCACCCGGGGCAGAUGCCUCACAACUCCCGGGGCCGUUUUCUCAGGAGAGGCUCCGAGCGGCCGUUUUGCAUUUCCCGCGUCUGCAGAGGCGACUUGUUAAUCUUCCGCGGUCUGGCUGGCGGGGAACACCGUUCCCGCUCCAGGCUGACGUGAAAUCUUUUUACUAACCCACCCCCCUUCCUCGUGCAAAGCGUGGUUACGGGUAAUGAUGGUUUCCGGGGCCGCUCCCAGAUGUCCACUCCCAUCCACUGCGCCUGGCACCGCAUACCCAAGAUCGCGCUUUCGCAAUAAUGAUUUUGUAGCUGCCGCUAACAGUGAGUGACAAUCUCUUCUCUUGCACAUUUGGUCUUUGAGAGCAUUCGCUUCCGGUGACCCACCGCGUUAAGAAAAGUGGGCUCUUGUGUUUUUUCCCUCCACCCCUCCCCAAAGUUGGAAACUGGUAUGAGUUGGUUGAAAUGAGUUGGUGGAAAUAAUUUGCACAUUCGGUUCUGCAAAUUAUCCCGGUCUGAAGAUGACAGUGUGGCUAAAGCGUUAGUGCAAGUUAACCAAUUUGAGUUUUGUUUCCUCAAACUACAUUGCUAUGUGGGUCAGUUAUUGUGGAUUUAUUUCAUGUUAACAAUGUGUUGGAUACUGUACAGGAAGAGAAGUGAUGCAUUACUAAAACCAUUCACCAAUUUUCUUGGUCUGAUCCCGUGAGGAAGAUAACUAUGGCUUUGUCUCGUCUCUUGGACAUACUUUAUAGACCUGCUUAGCUUCUGCACCAAAGGACUUUCAUAGGGAGUAAAACUCAUUCAAGCAGAAUUCCCCAGAAAGCUGGUAGUGGUUUGAAACUAAUCACAGGUGCAAUUUCUACAUAUAAAAGACAUUAACUUCAGUUCGCUCUUUGUAAAUCAUUUUACUUUUUUGCUUAAAGUAGUUUAGAUUAGGGGGUCUCAGGAUUUGCCAAAUAAGUCUCCCGAAAUCAUUGGCAAGGUUUUUCAAAUGUAAUAUUAGAAAGUAAUUAUUGUGGAGUAAUUGAAAAUGAAGUUAUAAUUUACUUAGGACAUGUAGUGGAGGUGCAGGGGAAUGUCUCUGAAAGAAGCCUCCUCCCUUUCCUAGCAGUUGCCUCCUUAAGGAGGCCCAAAUCAACUUCAGGGAUUAGGCAAACUUCUUUUAUUUUGCUUGCUCAAACAUUUAGCAGCUUGUCUGGUUUCUGACUGUUUCCUCCAGGUGUGAUGAUGGGACAGGUAAACACAUAGUAAAGGGUGUGACUGUAUGUGUGUGUUUUUUAUUGGCUACUGUACAGCAAGUGCUAGAGUAUAUUAAAUAGUAUGUAUUUGAUUCUAUUAGAAAGCUCAAUGGACACCUGGUCUUUGUCAGGUAAAUGGGGUCACUUUCAAAAUACAUUUGAGGGCAAAGAGCAUGUGACCACUUCUACAGCUGACAAAGCUGCAUUGGGGACUCAUCACAUCUUUUAUGGUGCACACCUACAAAACAAAGUGUUAAUUACAUGGGCACUUGAACACAGGUGUUUUCACAUGUGUAUCAUUGUACAAAUAACAUUUGUCUGGAAGCUGUGAUUGGCAACAGCUUCCCAUUGAGUGCACAUUUGGCAGCAAACCUGGGUUUGCCACCUUGUCAUACACAAAAAAACCCUUGAGUGUUUAGUAAUGGUCUUCUGUUACAUGAGUAAGUCAGCCGUGCAGUUUGCUACCCAGCUGCUUGCUUGAAACAUGUAGCAAGUGCUGUGCGAUGCCCCUCUUUCCAUCCACCUACUGCUCACCAAUCUAAACAGCACUAUCAUAGGUCAUUUAAAGCUGGAAUCUAACCCUUUUUUAACACUGUCCUCUCUGCUUUCUCUCCUAAGGGUCCAUGGACCUUUAAAUGCUGAAAUGAUGGCAUUCUUUAGAUAUUUUGUUCUGAUGUAAACAAAAGUAAUGUUAGAGAGCAAGGUGGGUGGAAAAAGGGCUUAAAAGUCCAGCUAUAUAAACAAACUGGGUAGCAGCAUUCACAGUGUAAACCAGCUGAGUGUUAAGUCAUAGUGUGUAAAAUAAGUUAUUUCCAACACAAGGUGGGAGGAGUCCAAAGUUGAGGAGCUGUUCAUGUUCACUUUCACAGUACACUUUCUGGGUGUUUAAUCUUUAUUUAAGUUUUAUUGUAUAAUGGAGAUAAGAGAAAUGUUUAAAUAGGCAGGUUCUUAUAUACCAGCUUCAUUUCUCGUAAUGACUGCCAUAAUGCUUGGGAAUGUGAUGCUGAAACAUACUUUGGUUUAUAGGGCCUUUUUUGUUGGAGGAGAGCUUGAAUGAUGUAGUGGUUAGAGCAGGGGUAGUCAACCUUUUUAUACCUACUGCCCACUAAUGCAUCUUUCUUGAUGGUAAAAUUUCCUCACCGCCCACCAGUGCUUAAUGGAAGGAGGAUUCAGCUUGUGCCGUAGAACCCCCUACCGCCCACCUAGAAUCCUGAAACACCCAUUAGUGGGCGGUAGGGACCAGGUUGACAAUCCCUGGGUUAGAGUAUUGACGUAGAACCAAGGUUCAAAUCCCCAUUCCAUCAUGAAGCUCACUGGGUAACCUUGGUCCAGUCACUACCUCUCUUCCUAACCUACCUCAGUGGUGUUGUGGGGAUUAAAUGAGGAGGAAGAGAACCAUGUACCUUUGAGCUCCUUGGGAGAAAAGGGUGGAGUAUAAAUUAAAUAAGUGUGAAAAUUAUUUAAGGAAAAAUAUACUGAGGUCAGGUUUUCAUAUCUGCUCAGUGAAGCUGACGUUUUUACUAGGUUCAGUGAAGCAAACACACUUUCAGUUCUGGCAGAAAGUACUGGUGGUUUAGCUAAAAUCAGACCCUUGUUUUGAAGUGGGCUCUUUAAAAUGCUAUGUUCAAUCCAGAACCUUAACUCCUUGUUAAAAUAGUUUCCAAGUACAGUACAACCUUAUAAAGUUCUCAUCUGCUGUAUCUUUCUUCAUAUACUUUGGGGAAGAAUGGUUGUCAAAUUAGUGCCAUAGAAUUGUUACCAUAGCAAUUCCUUUUCCCUCCCCUCUCCACCUUUAUUGGGAAUGAAGAGGAAAUCAAGGCAAUGCAAUAGAACAAAGCAGAUGUAACAUUGACAUGCUUCUCCGGUACUGUAAAAUUUACAGUGACUUUGGUUUCAGAACCCUUCAGAUGCUUUCUCAGUGUGAAAAAGGCAUACCUCAAGGCUUUCUUCAUGCCUGGAUCAAGUUCCAGUUGUUGUAAUUCCAUUUCUUUCCCUGGCACAAAGAUUAUAGAGAGGCCUGAAUAGAAGAACAAAAAUGUAGCUUGUUCAUACAAUGUGACCAAGGAAACAAUCAGCACCAGUCUGUAAUUGAAUGCAAGAAUUUGCCCUACAUGUGUGGACUUUACAAGCUGGUAUGGCAAAGAUAAUUCAGGUAUAAGGUAGCCUCUUUGUAUAAGGCUCAAGCUAGCAGAGGUAUAAGGCAAAGAAAGUACCUGGUUAACAAAGUAAUUAGAUUAGGAAAGUAAAGGUAGACUUUCUAAUUCAUUAAAUCAUUUGGAUUGCCUGAAAAUAGCUAUCCUACAAUAUUUGUUUGCUUACUGAUCUGAAAAUGGCCCACAGAACUCUCUGAAGGAGGUCUACUCCUGUUGAAACCUUUGCACACAUACAGUGAAGUACACAGGACAGAGUCUGACCAUUGGCCAUCCAGCUCAGUACACAGACUGACAGUGGCUUUACAGCAUUUCAGACAGGAAGUUCCUUCUAUAAAAGCUGGAAAGAUGAGCUGGCGCUCUUCUAGCAUUCAAAGUUUCAUUUGGGGAGAGGCUGGUGCAGAAGGGCUCUAUGGAGGAUCCAUAUCUUAGCCCAGGGGUCAGCAACCUUUUCCAGCCGGGGGCUGGUCCACCCACCGUCCCUCAGACCAUGUGGUGGGCUGGACUAUAUUGGGGGGAGAAUGAACCAAUUCCUAAGCCCCACAAAUAACCCUGAGAUGCAUUUUAAAUAAAAGCACAUAUUCUACUCAUGUAAAAACACGCUGAUUCCCAGACCAUCUGUGGGCCGGAUUGAGAAGGCGAUUGGGCCACUUCGGGCCUUAGGUUGCCUACCCCUGUCUUAGCCUUAUAAACACUGAUAUACAAGCAGCAACCAUUUUAGAUGCAUUCAGUUGACAUGUGAUCGCCAUCGCAUGGGUCCUUUUGGACGCGGAAGAGGGCAGAACGUGCUUAUACAUGCUCCACCAACACACACGGGGGCCAAGAACACAACCCCCAUGCGAAAUGGUCACCACCUGUACCUUAAGGUAUUAGUGCUAGGGUAUUUUUUUUAUAAAAAAAAAAGACUGGUUAAUGCUAGUGUAGUGUUGCAUUCUAUGCCUUUAGUGUGAGUUUCUUUUCUUAGUUAUUUUAGUUAUGGGUGCUUAAAUAUUAGACACAUUUUCAAACAUGGAUGGGGGAAUGAUCAUAACGCACAAGGACAAUCUGCAAUUAAAAGUUGCCAAAUAUUUAAUCACAUCACUGAAACAGCUGCUAAAAUGCAGUUUUACACAAUUCUUUGGUCAUGGUCUUCACUAUUUGCUGAAUCCAGAUCUUGUUCUUAAGCAGGAUAGCUGCUCCUGAGUAGUAGUCUGAAAUGCCAGCUUUAAUUAAAAGCUUCAUUUUAUUCCUGCCUGUCUAGUGGCAAAUCUUACUGCAAUGUACUUGUUAAUGGUAGCAGUAAACUCUAGAGGCAGCAUGUUUGACUGUAAUAUCAAGCCACUGGAAGGGUUGUUUAAGGACACUGUGCUAGAAUUAACUCCUGAGUUGCCUGGUUUGCAUUUCUGAGCUUUUUUUCUCAUCUCACUCUCAACAAUACUUAAAACAGUCAAGCUGCUAACAUAUUUACAUAGGAUACCUUGUUCAGUCACCAACUCCUUUUAACACUUCCUGUAUUUAUAUAAAUAUCAGUUUCCUAAAUGCAAUGCAUAGUCUACAAAUAUAGACACUGAUGUAAUUGAAUCUUAGGUCUCUGUGCUGUGGAAGCCUCAAAUAUUUUUGGCUCGUACUAUGAAGCUAUUUGACACCGUCAAAUGGAACUUAGCUCUGACCUUCCAGUUUUGUGUAUUUGAAUAAUGUGCACUUUCUAAGGCUGAUUUGCAAUAACUUACUUGGCAUACCUUUGCAGUAAAUCCCGACAAAAUUGAUUUCUUUUUCAGAGCUACCUUAAACAUUGGCAGUCAAAUAUCUUCAGCUUCUUUGCAUAAUAAAAUUCAUCUUUUUCAUAAUAUAACUGCAUGUAUGUGAAUGCUUGGCCAUAGCUGAUGAAUAUAUAGUACCUUGCCUGAAAUGCUGUAUGCUGCAUUUCCCUUGUGAGGUAAAACACGGCUGUUAUUUAGAUUAUAAAUCAAGUGAUGCAACUUUGAACUUAAAAUUCUGUUAGUAUUCAAAAUGAGCAAAGAGGCUCCCAGUUUAGAGCCUGUUUUCGGUGCUUGCUCUUGCUUUGGGGACCACAUUAAGCAGGGCUAUUGAUGUGUUUGCAUUGAUAACUCCUACCAAAGGAAAGCAUGCCUAAUUUUUCCAGACACUGCUGGUCCUACAGGAAUAUGGUGAGAGGGUUUCCCCACCCCUCAUUUACUUCAGUUUCUGUCCUCAUCCGUGCCUCAAAUGGCUUGGAUUAAGUAACUGUCUAAGGUGGUGCAGGUGGGAGGCCACACUAAAAAUAGAAUGUCUGAGCUAGAUAGUUGAAUUAUAUUGAAAUUAGACACAUACACAUCUGCCCACUUAACUUUGUGUGUCAAAUGCAGGAUCAGCACAUCUCAGUAUUCAGUCUGAGACUGUUGAUCUCAAGGAUGAGGGUGUCUCACAGUUUGGGGGCAGGUACUGAACAUUUAUGUAACCUUUUCAUUAUAAUAUGGUGCUCAGAUGAUGCUGUACCAUUUGACGCUUUGAUCUUAAAGGCUGUGGAUGGGAGAGAAAGCUACCUUGGAGAUGUGCUAGGCCUACUUUGAGAUACCCUCUGGGAUCACAAAUAUUGGCUUUCUUACUAGCCAUCCAUUACUUUUAAUGAAGAGCUGGAGUCAAUCAAUAUAUGGAAGGCCACAGGUUCCCUGCCCCUGCCAUAGAAGAAGUGUGUGGGCUAUCAGGGGCAGUCUUCAGAUUGUCUCUAAUGUAACUUGGGGGUUGUGCUAUGGUCUCUCACAGGCCAGUCCAACUUCUCAUACUAAGGGGGCCACAAGAGUACUUCAACACAGAAUCCAUGGGCAACACACUUCAUUAAAGUGUUUGCAAUAGAUUUAUCAUUAUUUAAUAGGCAUAAUUAAGAUAAAUUUAUCAAUUGUGUAUUUAAUUAUAUAUAUUAUUUAAUUAGUAAACACGUUUUAACAUGCAAACAGAUGUAUGUACUUAUGUUAAUACUAAACACAUGACACAAAAAAUAUCUUUUAAAGGCUUUUAUGUUAUUUUUUCUUUAACGUUGCCAAGGGCUGCCAAAAAAGCCAGGCCACGGGUUGAACCACCCGGGUCUACCAUAUUGCUUACUUCCAACUCUGCAACUUCCCACUUCAGAUUUCCAGCUAUCUUUCAGUGCAGCCUCAAUAGUUUGUUUGCAGUUUUCUUUGCUGGGAAAGUGAACUGUUGUGUUUAUAGGUUCAUCCAUACAUGAACGUAAUGUGAAUUUGAAGCAUCAUGUGCCUUUUUGUGUGUAUGUGCUCUCAACAUGACAUUUUCCCCUAUCCAAUUGGUUGCCUGCAGUUUUUCAACAAUAAACACAGAUUUGGGAAAAAUCCAAAAAGGGGAAUUAAAUGCAGUAUAAAACCACUUGUUACUCUGCUGUGAAUACACUGAAGUGCAUUUUGUGGGUGGUUCUGGUGUCAUUUCUGUCACCACACCCCCUACUUCCAUUUUGCUUCCAUCAGCUGAUAGGGUAUGUUCCCCCUUUUUAAAACCAAAUCAGCCGUUUUUCACAGAAGAGAUCUUGCAGAAAACAACUGUAUUAAAAACAAAAAAGAAUCCCUUGCCGAUUCAGGAGGCAGGGAAGGGGAUGGUAGCCUUUCAUGAGAGUGACUCCAAACCAUUACCUGAUUUUUGAGUACACACAUCUAAAAAUUAUUUAGAUAAUGCAGCCUGGAUAGCUCAUUUGGUUAGAGUGAGAUGCUGAUAAUGCCAAGGUUGCAGGAUCGAUCACCAUAUGGGACAGCAGCAUAUUCCUGCAUUGCAGGAGGUCGACUUCCAUCUCUACAUUUCUAUGAAUCAAAGAUCAAUUAACUUUUGUUCCAGCACAGGUCUGCAUUUGGAGGCAUGUACCAAAAGGUGGGGGGGACUAUGUAGGGACAGCAAUUGAUUCCCCCACCACCACCAGUUGCCUCUUUAAACCUAGGCAAAAAAUCAUGAGGUGUCUAAAAUUCAGGUCAUUAACUGUCAACAAUAGAAGAAUGUUUGAAAUUAGAAGUCGGAGCAGCACGGAGAUGGGAAAUGAGAAAAAUUGGCAGCUAGGGGUGCUGGGAAAAUCUUGUAAACUCUACUUGUGUUUCCCAAUUUUUUUGGUUUGGUGACCCACUGGUCCUAAUUUACUUGGUAUAAUAGCCCACCAAAUUAUUGUCACGUGAAUUUGGGACCUUAGUUCUCUGCCACUAGUCAUCAGAGAGUAGUUCCAAAUUGUUAGAAUGUUAGAAUCAAGCCUUUCUGAAAUUUGCUUAUAAGUGUCAAUGCUAUACUAUAAUAUGCAAAUGAAGUUAUAAGAGGCAUUCAUCAUUCCAGUUAAGGAUUACAAGCAGUCAUUAUUUUGGGUUUACACUUGCACAGGCUUCGCUGCUCUAUAGGACAUCAAGCACUUUUCCCAGACCAGAAGACCCCAUUGAACUCUGCCUGUGAAUGGUCAGUAAACCCUGCCUGCACCUUAAUAAAUUGUUCUCUAAGACCAUGAGGACUAGAAACUUCUUAUAAAAAAGGACAUUCUGAAUUCUAAUUUGUGGCCAAUAUUCUAGACAUUCCUCUCUUUGCCCAUUUUACUGUACUGCCACUUCCCUUUGAGUUGCAUGCAAGGAACAUGAAAAAUAUAGCUCAUGUUGGCAGACUGAUGAUAGAAGACCAGCGUACUUCCUUCUUAAUCUUGUAGUGGAUUUUAACUGACAGAAGGAGGUUUGCUGGAAGCAAAACUGUCUUAGGGUAUAAAUCUCGAUGGAGAUAUGGAUAAUCUUGCUAUGUUGUCCAGUGUGGUGGCUCUUCAAACUGAAGAGCAGUUAUUUUGGAAACAAGAAUAGAGAAGUUGGGGGGGGGUUAUACUUCAUAAGAAAUUGUUUAGCCCGUGAGGGGGGGAAGGGUUAAAUUUGAAAGUAGGUUUAACAUAAUAGUUUUUCAUGAGAUUGUAUGAUAGUAUUAAGACUAGAAGUGGCAAAAAUAAAACUAAGCUUGAAGUAUUCAGUGCUUUUUUUCAAUAUUUCCAUUUUAUAUGGUGUGUAAUGAUUUAGCAGUGGACCCAGAGCUAUCUUAAACCCCCAGUCCCUAAGCCUAAUUAAGUCAGGCAGUAAUACUAAUGAGGUCUGUGAGGUUGUUUCCUCAAAAUCCACACCCAUCUGCCCCAUGUCAUAUAUGACAUCAGGGGUGGGACAGGUAAAGAUAUGGCUGAAAAGCAGCAGUUGGGAGCUUGUAAGGUGUUCUCCUGAUUGCUCCGUGGCAGUGAGCCCCACUGGGAGACAGAAUAUUUGCUUUUGGGAAUUCCCUAGUGCACCCAAUGAGGCUUGCUCUCUAUACCAGUCAGCCGAAUGGCAGUUAUCAUGAGCCCCUUUGAAGGUACAAUGUAAGUACCAGUCAGUUGAUCAGCCCCUUUGAAGUUGUCGUUGCCCACCAUCAUUAUUUUAUUAUUUAUAUGCCGCCCAUGUGACUGGGUUGCCCCAGCCAGUCUGGGCGGCUCCCAACAAAAUCUUAAAAUCACAAUAAAACAUCAACCAUUAAAAAUUUCCCUGUACAGGGUUGCCUUCAGAUGUCUUCUAAAAGUCAUAUAGUUAUUUAUCUGUUUGACAUCUGAUGAGAGAGUGUUCCACAGGGCGGGUGCACUAUUGAGAAGGCCCUCAGAGCUGGACCUCAGUGUCUGGGCUGGAUGAUGGGAGUGGAGACGCUCCUUCAGGUAUACAAAAUGAAGACUGUUUGGAGCUUUAAAGGUCAGCACCAACACUUUGAAUUGUGCCUGGAAACGUACUGGAAGCCAAUGCCGAUCCUUUCAGAGUGGAGUUAGGUCGUGGUGGCCACUCCCAGUCACCAGUCUAGCUAAGUGAUAGGUGGGCAGCCCUGCCUACCUGCUGGAGUUGACCUGUGGAGGAGGUAAAGAUUCGGCCUACUGACCAGAUUGAGUCUCCUACCCUGGUCUUUGGCAAGCUGCAAAGUAGCAAACUUGCUUCUCUUGUCACAGCUUCCUCUAUUACAAUACCAUUGGAGGUGCCUGUCCCACCAGUUUAAAUCUGUUGAGCGCAGUUGGGAUAGCUCUGUGCUCUUUUUGGCUUCUGCAAAUUUAUUAUUAUUAAUAAUAAUAAUAGUUUAAGCUUCAUUAACAAGAAAAGGGAUGCUACAGAAUGUUUGCAUUUUAAAGGCGCUUAAGAUUAAUUUAUGAAAUUCAGUUCUGUGUACUUAUUAAUCCAAGAGUUAUUUAUGGAGAAGGAGAUAACGGGAAAAGGCAGUUCACUGAGAACCUAGACAAUUAUAGACCACUAAGCACAACAUCAGAAUAGUUAGCACUUUGAAGUAGAUUUCAAAACAACCACUGAAGUUUAGAAAUAUCCCAUCUGGAACUUCUAUCAGUGCAUGGGAAUGCGAGAGAGCGCAGGAGGACAGUGCCAGAAUUUCCUCCCUCAUGGCUACGCUGCUUGCUACAAGUGGGAAGGAUGGUCUUGAGGAAAAAGCAGAGCCAUGUUAAAUUUGGCCCUCAGGGAAGUGUAAAGAAGAACAACACCCACAGGGCACCUUCUCUCUCUCCCCCUCCUUGUCUGCCACAGCCACAAUAUACAGAAAAACACUUCAAAUCGAGGCAUUAUUGAGUCUAUCCAAAAAUUUUCUUUUUAGAAUUAUGUUGUUUAUACACAGUGCAUAUGCUAUCCAUACCUCUGAAAAUGAUCUAAGCAUACUCUGUUGAUGCUUUCUGUUGAAUCCUACCUUGAAGCCUUAGUUUUUGUAACUUCAAAACUCUUUUCAAGUCCACCAGCAGCUGAAUCAGAAUAGAGACUUGAAUACAUGUUUUGUAGGAAGGGGUGUAAGUACUUCUGCUUACAACUCCAAAAGAUUAAAGACAAAAAUAUGGACUCGUUUGCUUCCUUCUUUCCACCAGUUUUUAACAAGAACAGUUUUUGAUGUGGUUUUUUUUAAAAAAAAAAAAUAAAGAUUUUCAUGGUUUACAAAAGUAUGUGCAUUGUCUCUUUUUCAGGUUGUGUUUUCUACAGAUUGAUUACAUUUGUUGGGAGACUUUAGUGUUGUAUACAGUGUAAGGUUGGGGAAGAAAAGGGGGCAGAGAGGGGAAUGGGGUGGUAAAACCUAUAUUCUUUUACUUAGUAUAUGUGCGGGGUUUUGUGUCAGCAUCACUUGGGAAGGUUCUCUUUCCAUUCACUUGUUAUGUUUCCUUGAUAGAGAGGUUGAAGGGGGAUGGGGCAUGUUUCGUGGUUUUAGCUGGCUGCAGUGAGAUUUGUUUGCUGGGGGAGGGGCGGGAUUGUUGGGUGAAGCUAGCCAUAUUGAUUCGUCUGCUGUCGGUGGAUUCUUGAACAACAACGAAAAAGUGUUGAAAAUAACUUGGCCAGUUACUUUAACCCUCCUGGACUACCCUAAAUGCUAUAAAGGGUGAGUCACUGACUGUGUUAGAACCUGACAUAUGAAAGCUAGGAGCUAAAUGGCACCUUAAACCUAGGUUCUGGGUGCAACAACAGAAUAUCUAGGCACAUUUUUUUUUUAACAAUGCAGAGGUGAAAAUGAAUGAACUGCAGCUAAAAUAUUAUGUUCACAUGGUCUAGUCCUUCCCCUGCCCACCCAACUAAUAUUCUUAAGAGGGUCUCUUCUCCAGUUUUCAGAGAGUAGCUGGAAGUGGGGAGACAGAAAAAUGUCCUCCUUUCCUUCCACUCUGCAGUUUUAAUCUGAAAUCUUAGGCACAGUAAUGCACCCAGACCUCAGAAACUGCUCACGCUAAGGAAAUUCCCUUUCACAAAAUGCGCCUAGAACAGCGGGAGUUUCGAACACUGGUUGCUGAAUAUGGAUUUAAAGCAACUUUGAGAGUUGUUGCGGUUUUGAUUCACAGAUGGCAGCCUAACAUGAAGAAGACAAGCCACGCCAACAGUCUUGGGACAGGCAGACAUUUUAGACUUGCACAUAACAGUGUUCUUUCCCUCUUCCCACUCAAACUUGAAAGUAGUCAGGAGCUAUUGUGCUUUAUCCUGUCUGACUGCAAUUUUGCAAUAUAUUCCAGUGCCAUUUGGCCAGCCCUGAACUAUAGCCAAGCAUGCUGCUUGCCUGCCCACACUUGGUUGGCAAGGAGCCCGGAAGCUUGAACGUUGCAUAACUGGCAACUUCUUAAAUGAUGAACAUUUUUUCAUGUUAAUUUAGUCUGCGUGCUGCUGAAUAGGUAAUUGAACUUGUGUUGUCACAUAUUAUAAUUCAUUAUUCCCAUCUCUGCUCUAGUGGGGUUAUUUUGGGGUUUUUUAAAAGGGCUUCACACUUUUUACCAAUGUGAUUGGCAGAAUGUUUUGGUCUUGGAUUUUUGCUGUCCCUAUGUCAUCCAUAGAAUUCCGCCCCCGGCCUUGUGCUAUCUGGAUUUCUGCUGGUUUGCAUUCAAAUGUUCCCUUACUAUGUACUACAAUGCCUGUGAAUGAAAAAUUGGAUUCAGUUCAAAUGGGCGAAAGCAACAUUUGAAAACAUUUUAUAAUUAGACCAGCGGGAAUUUUGCUGUGCCCAUCAAAUGGAAUAUUUCUGCCAAGCUGAUACGUGAAAUCAGUUUACAGCACUAGGUUUUCUGUAGACAUCUUGAAGUAAUAGUCAGGACAUAGGAAUCUCCCUUAUACUGAGUCACGUCUUUAUAGAUCAGUGUUUUCUGUUUUGUCCACGGCUAUACAGGAUUUCAGGGGUCUUUUCCCAGGCGUGCCAGCAGAUGCCAGGGAUUGAACCUGGGACCUUCUGCAUGUAAGGCAAGUGUUUAACCCCACUGAGCUAUAGCCCUUCUUUUGCAACAGAAACGCAUAUCUAGAAUUACCAGACUGGUGGGAAAGCAAGGAUGUUCCCUCUUCCAUGUGACAGCCCUUAAGAUACUUGAAGAUGGCUAUCAUAUCUCCCAUCAGUCUCCUCUUUUCCAGGCUAAACAUACCCAGCUCCUUCAAGAGCUCCUCAUAAGGCUUAGUUUCCAGACCCUUAAUCAACUUGGUUGCCCUCUCUGCACAAAUUCCAGCUUGUCAACAUCCUUCUUAAAUUGUGGUGCCUAGAAUUGGACAUAGUAUUCCAGGUGUGGUCUAACCAAGGCAGAAUAGAGUGGUACUAUUACUUCCCUUGAUCUCUGGACACUAUACUUCUGUUGAUACAGCCUAGAAUAGUGUUCGCUUUUUUUGCUUCUGCAUCACACUGUUGAUUCAGGUUAAGCUUGUGAUCCACCAAAACCCCUAGAUCCUUUUCACAUAUACUUCUAGUAAGCCAGAUGUCCCCCACCCUAUAUUUGUGCGUCUGGUUCUUCCUGCCAUGUGAGAAGUUGUUGGUUUCAUUUUUUAAUUCAGAUGACCUGUUUACCAGCUAGAAAUGCUUACGAAAUGCAACUACAAUGUGGUGUGUAGUUUAAAAAAAUACAAGCCUGGGCCCCAAAGUAUCCACCAUGCCUUGUGAUCUUUGCUUUAGGAUUAUGUUGCCUGCCGUUGGCAUACACAUCAGACAGGUGCUAGCAACUAUUUCAUGUAGACAGGGGUCACUGCAGUGCAGAAAAAGGCACAGCUAUAUCUCAAAAAGAAAGUUUUUCCAAGGACCUGAAGGAUGGCAGGCUUCUUAACGUUUUGCUUAGCACUGGCUCCCCAGUGCUUCAUGUCGCAGUAUCUUAAAAUCCAUAAUUAACAGUGUGGGGCACAGGAUAAAGUAAAGCCUUUGGGAUGUUGUGGGGAACCUUUAUGGCCCACUGGGCCCAGAUCUUUAACCCAUAGUGAUAGAGAGAGAUGGGAACCAAGUGCAUUCAAUCCUGCUUUUGUCAGGUUUUUUUUACUUGUGGUAUCGGAUGUGGGGCAGGUGGGCAUAGUUUGGGGGAAAUGGCCUCGUGAGCCAAAUAGGGUGACCUGGUGGGUCAACUUUGUGCUGUGGGGCAGAGAUUUCCUACCCCUACUUUUGGUGUGAAGUGACCUUGAUCUGAAUACGUGGGAAUUCAGACUUAACAGUAUCUUUAUCGGGAAGAAGCAGGCCUGAAUUAGUUCUGUUCCAGGAUCCAUGUAGCAUUGGGCACAGCCGUCAGCUCAUGAAGGAGGCUGUGUACAGGUAAAACUCCUUAAUCAACUCCAGACUUCUAAUUCAAUAUAUUUAUUAAACAUUGCAAUACAAUAGAGUAAGAUAUAUCAGAAACUGCAUAAAAGGAAAAUAGUAAUUUUCCAACUAAUCCUUCCUCUAAUGCAGUCUCUCCACCCCUCCUAAUCCCUUUUCCUUUUCUUUUGCAUCUUCUAGGAGGUUGUAAGCCUGAGGGCAGAGUCUGGCUCAUCAUUGACAUUUGUAAGCCACUCUGGAAGCCUUUUUUCAGCCGAAGAGUGGGAUAAAAAUGCAUUAAAUAAAUAAAUAGAUUAGUUCAAUGACUUAUAAAAAACAUUAGCAUCCUUGUUGCAUGCAGGCAGAUUCACAGGAUCUGUUGAAGUCAAAGUAAACAGUCAAGAGAGUUCCCUCAAGCAAUGGAGACAGACAUGCCCAGAUCAGCCUAUUAAGUAUGUUGUGUGCCAGGAGGGGCACAGAGGUGGGUGUCCUGGCACAGAGGCUGAUUCCCUCCCAGAUGGGUAUACAUGCGACUCUUCUCUGUGUGCCCCCUCCAUGGGAGGUCUGAAGAAUGACAACACUAGAACAGGCCUUUUCAUUGGUGGCUGGUGGAAUGAUCUCCACUUGGAGGCAUGUCUGGUAACAUCUUUCCUUCUUUCUUUCUUUCUUUCUUUCUUUCUUUCUUUCUUUCUUUCUUUCGGUGUUAGGCAAAGCCUUUCAUUUUUAUCCAGGCUUUUGGUCCUUAGUUUGAAAUGUUCCACGUAUUUGUUGCCCCCUUGUUACAAUCGGUUUGUUUUGGGUCACUUUUGUGAGGAACGUGACUAAUAAAUAUAAUAAUAGUACUUUCCAUUCAUGGGAAUGCGGGGAGGGAAAGUGUCUACUGGGAAGGUUUGGGGUGGUGAUGGGUUGGAAACAUCCUUGUUUGCAACACCUAUGUUUGUCACAGGCUUUGCCCUCGUGGAAGAUGUCAGGGUGGUGGUGGUGGAGGUUUUGUGUGUGUGUUUUUUAUGCAAACAUAAUAUUCCUAAAGAGACAAGAGGAUUGGAACAUUGACUUUUGUCAUAGUUAAGGGGGGGAAUGUAUGAUCACCUUAUAUGCAAAUCAUUCUGGUUUCACGUGAAACAAUGAGAGUAUCUAUUUUAAGUUAUUCUAAUGAUAAUAAGUGGUACGUGGAAAUAAGAUGGCUGCCUGGCACAGGCAUAUGUUCAUAUAUUCACCAUAUGAAACACCUUCUAUUUUAGACAGAUUGACAUCUUUAGAACUCAGUGUUGAAAGUUUGAAAGAUGCUUGGAGCAAUGCUUCAGUAUUUAAUAGGCCAUGGUUAUAUUUUCACCCCUAUACAUAUUUCCCAUAGCGCUUGUGAAAACCUGCAUUGGAUAUAUGUGAGGCAGGGCUGUUCUAAUUCUAAUGCCUAUUGAUAUAUUUGCUGCUUUACAGCAGAAGUGACAGCAUGACCAAACGGGGUGGCAGUAACCUCUCUAGGGUGUGCAAAAGAUGCUAACUUCCUUGGGUUUUAGGGUAAUGGAAGUGUUUGUAGCAGCUGCAAAUAAUGGGUGUGACUAACAAGCCAAGCCAUAAUGUGUAGAUCCUAGCAGAGGAAAAGCUGAAGAACAGUUUGUGAUAUGGCAUGAUGUGCUACAGUUCAAAGGGAGAAAAAGUUGUCAUCAAUCAAUUUUCAGUCCAAUUAAAACACAGAUUUGGCAUAGGAGGAGGGAGUCAGACACUGUCUCUCACGCAGUGUACAGUGGUGCCUCGCAAGAGGAAAUUAAUCCGUUCCGCGAGUCUUUUCGUCUUGCGAAGCACGGCUAUUAGCGGCUUAGCGGCUUUUAACAGCUUAGCGGCUUUAAGAAAAAGGAAACAAACUCGCAAGAACUCGCAAGACGUUUUGUCUUGCGAAGCAAGCCCAUAGGGAAAUUCGUCUUGUGGAACGACUCAAAAAACGCAAAACCCUUUCGUCUAGCGAGUUUUUCGUCUUGCGAGGCAUUCGUCUUGCGGGGCACCACUGUAGUCAGGAUCACCUAAACAGCUCUUUAAAACAAAAUAAAACAAAUUGCAAAACUUCUGUGUUUGGUGACAGAAUGUCAUUAACCGCAUGUGCAGCACUGUUAGCUUUUGCCUUGUUUUCUUCACAGGGAAAUCAUCGUUGACGAUUCAGUUUGUGGAAGGCCAGUUCGUUGAUUCAUAUGAUCCUACCAUAGAGAACAGUAAGUAACUGAACUAUUUCUCUGAACAUGCAAGGAGAGCUGAUUUGCCUUAAUCCAUUUCGCCCACACAUGCACUUUUCCUCAAAAGAGCUUGAAGCAGUUUAUGCUUCAUUGAUUUAUUAUUUAAUCUGAAGUUGGAUGUUUAACGGAGGCAGAACUUCAUAAAGUGCAGUUUUCUAUAGAGAAGCUAGGGUGUAAACCAGUCGGUCUUUUUAAAUUUGUGCACAUACUAUGGCUUUGUGUUUAGAAAUCACAUAUGCAGAGAAGGAAUAGAAGCAACACUUCUCUGCAGCCUUUUGGGAAAUGAGACCUAUGAGCUUGAAAUUAUGUUGGAUCUAAAGUUAAUAUAACUGCUAGCCUUUAAGGCUAGUCUUUCUAGUUCAGCUCUGCAGAAAUAUAUGCAGUGCUUUUUUCCAGGAUGUACUCAAGGGUACGCAGUACUAGCACUUUGUUGUUGUUCGUUAAAAAGUUUGACAUUCACUGUAACAACUUCAUGGUGAGUAACAACACCUAUUUUUCUAGGAAAAAAGCACUGAAUAUAUGUGUAUGAAAUAAGUUUCACAGCCUUAACCUAAGUCUGGAGGUCAUGGAGUAUUUCACUCAAACCAUGAUCUAUAAGUCAAGGUUUGUUUUUGACUUGCAAAUCAUGAUUUGUGUUUGGGUGAAACCAACCACAGCCUCUGGUUCAGACAUAAUGGUCAGCCAUAGAUUACAUGCUUUUUAAUCCACUAAGAAUAGUUAACUGUGAUGUGCAAAUUUGGCCAAUGAAACCCAGGUUAUUUUUAUUCUACUCAAGAGUAAAAUGGCCAGUUUGAACUGAAGUGAUAGACUUUUCCUGCGAAGCACUGAACUGCCCUUUUUCUCAUUUGUCCAGCAUUCACAAAGCUGAUUACAGUAAAUGGGCAGGAAUAUCAUCUUCAAGUAGUUGACACAGCUGGCCAAGUAAGUAAUGUUUGUUUCCCUGAUAGUAUUUCCAGUGUUGAUAUCCUAAAAUUGGUACGGUGCCUUAAAAGACUUAGGAGAGAAGGCUAUGGCCCUUUUAAUUAUUUUCAAGUAGAAAUUAGACGUGAUUCAUCCUAUAGUGUCUGGUUACAGAUUGUAUGAAAUCUUAGAAGAAGCAGAUCAUAGGUAUGUUUUCAUAACCAACUCAGUUACUCUUGCUUAAAGCACAGAAAGAUCAUAGUUGCAGUUAAUCUAAAAUUGUCAUAUGAAUUUGCCGUUUAUAGAGGGAAUUCAAGUGAAGGAGAGAAAUAUGUGGUUGUUGAUUUGGGUUUAAUCUCAAGUGUGCUGAUAAGACAGUAGAUUAUAUCCUUUUUGCACAAACUAUUUCUCACAAUCCUUCAUGACAUAAGUAGGGUUGCCAUACAUUCUCUUUUUCCAGGACAUGUCCUCCUUUUCAGGGGUAAAAUUUCUGUCCUGUCAGAUUUUUCGAAUUUGCCAAAAUGUCUUGCUUCCUCUCUUUCUCCUUCUACAUAAAAAGAUGCUGUUUCGCUUUAUUGCUUUUCCUGGGCUUUUUAAUUAAUUAUUUUGUAUGCCUUACCACCACUACCACCUCGUGCACGUCCCAAAGAGGGAGAGGCAUAUGUAUGUAUGUAUCACACCCCCACACCCCAUUUUGCAUGCACAAAUUUUGCCUCGGCCCUUCCCAGUGCCCUCUGAUGUCACUCCAGCACAUGCCCCACCCACAGCAUUCUCCAGUGCUCGCCUGCUCCCGCACCCCCUCCUCCCUGGCCUAGGUGCCGGCAAAUGUGUCCUCUUUUUUGCUCUUCAAAAUAUGGCAACCCUAGACAUAAGGCAAGUAGGAGGAAGGAAACUACUAAACCUCAAAAGAAGCAAAGCAGGAACUUCUCUUUCUCUGUAGGGAAAACUAUUUUGUAGCCUUGAGCAUUGGGCUUAUUCCUGUGCAUAAAUAGGCUGCUGUGAGUUUUCAAAAUGUAGCAUAUGUCUUUGUGCAUGGGACCUGCUGAGAGUUGAACACGAACAUCUCCUUUUGCUCAAAUGUGAUGCUAUAGCACAUUUGCAAAAUGCCACUGCUUAACCGAAGGUACAAUAAUUUCUUGGUAUCUUCCAGUCUGGCAGUAUUUGACCUUGAGCAGGAUUAGGCUCUUCCCCAACCAUCGUCCCAACUCUAGCCUUGGAAACCAAGGGCAUCUAGAUGUUUCUCUAUUUUUAAAGCCACAGAAAAACUCAUGGAAGCCAUAUCAAGUCACAUCAAGGUGUAACAGAGCCUCAAAUGGCUGCAUAUUUGGUUUCCAGGCUACCUUCCCUAUCCGAAGCAAAAUACUUCCCCUGCAUAGGCUUCAGCCUUCCAAAGGGAUAGUUCAGUUGUAGCAUAUUUAUAUUUUCAAUGUGCAAGGUUCAUCGCGGCACCCCAUAAAAUGAAGUAAAGAUGAGCAGGAACAUAGAAUAAUAGAAUUGUAUAGUUGAAAAGAGUCCCAAGGGUCAUCUAGUCCAACCCCCCUGUAAUGCAGGAAUCCUUCCCACAGCCACCCCAAACUACCAUACUUCUGGUUAACAGGAAGACGCACUGACCCACUGUGCCACUGGGGGCUCAUGUAUUAAUGGUGAAAUGCACCCAACACUAAAUGUGUGAAAUGACAAAUCCACAACAUACUCAUCACAGUAAUAAAACUACAUAAGUUGUUUAUUUUAUCAGUUUCAUCAUUUUAACUUAAGUUCAUGGGAGGAAAAUUCCCAUUUCCCCUCUUCCCUAGCAGCCCCUCUGGACCUCAUCUCACAUUGUGCAGGAGAAAUUUCUGGCCCUCCAGGCAGACACUUGUGGGAGCAUAGGUGGUUCAAGGAGAGAGAAGUGAAUGGGAAACUUUCCCUCUGCAAACAUCCUAAAGUCAUAGGAAAGAUGAGGGAAAUUGUGUUUACUUUUGUGUACUUAGAAUUGUAUUUUAAUUAGUAAAAUAAAAAUCCUUAAACAGAACCUUGUUUUGAAUUUGUCUGCUUGCAUUGUCAUUAAGAAAGUUCCUUCUUCCAAGCAAGUCAAAGUUACCUUAAAUUCUGAAGGAGCAAUGAGAGAUCGAUCCUAGUGUUCACAUCUGUGGAAGCUAAAAUGGAAUUUGAUCAGUGCUUUGUUGAUAACCUACUAUUUGCAGUACUUCAUAGUCGAAAGAUCAUUUGGCAUCUUAAACAGUAUUGAGCAACAGUAUUGAGCAUGUUCUAAGUUAUUUAAGUAGAUGUCCAAUUUCCCAACAGAUACAAUACUGAUAGGUUGUCUGUCUUGACACAGUGUGUCAAAGUUGAUGGACAGCUUCCCAUAGGACUGUUUAGUAAUUGUAAGUUACCAGUUCUCACAUUCAGUGCCGUUCUUGUAAAUGCAUAGUGAGUGCAUGAGUGCAUCAUGCCCGUGAAAUGUCAGGUUUCCUGUUUGGUGCCUUCCAUUUUCAGCGGUGGCACUGCUCCUGUAGACCUUUGUAGAGGAAUUGUAAUCCUUCAGCUAUGCAAAGAAUUCAGUAGAAUGCAAGACAGCAGUGAAAGGAAGUCAGUACAUGUACGUUCAUGCACAGCAUUUUAACAAUGCAAGGAUUAAAUGCGCUUAAUCCUAACUCAGUUCUUCAAGCUUACUAAUGAGCUUGUGUGGCAGCAAAACAUUAACGUGCAGCUUUAUCUUCCAACAGGAUGAAUACUCAAUAUUUCCUCAGACGUACUCCAUAGACAUUAAUGGAUACAUUCUUGUUUACUCAGUCACAUCAAUAAAAAGGUAAGACAUGCCUCCAAUUCCUGCUAUCAAGACAGUUUCUUAAUUUUGAGCUGUUUCAGACUUUGGCUGCUUUAGUCUCCCUACUUUGCUUGAAAAUGUGGUGCAAACACAACCAAAAAAUAUUUUGCAGGACAUGGAUUGAGUGCCAUAAAAACAUACUGAGUUUUUAUUUAUUAGCUUUCAAAGUAGUAUUGCCUCUCACUGACAUUCUGGGAACCAUAAAGUGCAAGCUAAAUUGAGAAGUACUAUAAAAGGGCAGCAUCCAUUUGCUCUUCAUGAAACAAAAUUGUAAGACCUAGAAGAAAAAACAGAAUAGUAUUUCAGGCAGUUGUGGUCCUUACCUCUGCCUUUGUCAUCAAGCCAGCUAACAAGUGACACAUUCCACUGAUGCUCUUUCAUAAACAGUAGGUUUUGUGCUCAGAAAUAUACAUUGACUAUUGAAUAUGUAUAAAAAUUCCUCAAAAAUCUAUAUUGCCAUAUAAUACAGUUUUAUUUUACUUACUUUCUUAGACAAUUAAUUUUGUUCUCAAGUGUGCAACAAUGGUACCUGCCAGUAUUGUUUUGCUGCCUUCUCUGCAAAUGCACACUAGUAUGCUUGGUGUAUAGGUAUCCAAAGUUGUGGUAACCAAGCUGCAACCUACUAAUGCGCAUGUGUCAAGCAUUCUGGUAUCGUAGGAACAGAUCCAUUGAAAUUGAUGGGCAAAACUAACUUGGGUCGAUAGAUUUCAAUGGGCGAAUCCUGAGUAGAAUUUCGUGUUCAUCUGUUGAAAUGAAUAUUGCAAAGCCUUAGAACUGAACUUGCACACAACUCAGUGGGUAUCAAAAGUGAGGUCUGUGAAUUUGUCCCUAGGCUGAAUCUUCCACUCAUUUGAUAUUAGCCCUUCUGCCUUCCUGAAAGAGAAACCUUGGCACCAUUUCAAGGCCAUUAGUGCUUGAUAACAUAAAGCCUAUUACUGUGGGUAAAGGAUUGCUAAUGGGAUAUAGAGCCUUUCACGUUGAGUUCGCUCACUUACGAUGUUGCUUUGUGGCAUUACCAACCUUCAGCUGCCUGGUAGCCUAUGAAAAAUGAGAGUGCAACCUUGAUCCAUUUGCAGUAUGCUCUGAGGACUCAGACAGAUCUCCUUAUUGGGGCAGUGUAUGUGGACACACUGUACAGGAUAGCAGAAGGCAAGAGCUUAUUGGACUUUGUAACCUUGGCUCUUGAAGUCAGUAUUGAGGCAUUCUUUUGCUUUGGAAAUUUCCAUUCUUUGAGCUCUGCUUUCUGUGAUGGGCUCAAUUAUCACUUUCUCAUAUGUGUGUGUUCUUGGCCGCAGGGUGGAUAGCAAUUCGUUUGCUUUUCUUUCUUUCUUUUAAUAGAGAAUUUUAAAAUAGGCUUCUUGUUAAGCCUGUUUGCAGUCUUAAUAAAGAUGUUGAUGUUUUAAUUUAAGUUUCCAAAUUAAUAUUCUGCAAACCUUGUGGUACUGUUCUCUCACACAGGCAUAAGUGUAGGUGAUUUCUAACUUCCUUUUGAGAGCAGCAGACUGAAGAAAAUAUUGUUAGGAGACAACAGCUGUUGGGGACUCGCCAUAAUGAAUAGGAGGAGGGUCAUGGUGACCACAUGCUAUGCCAAGCCAUGUGGUUAGUUUUAACCGUAACACUUCACCUCCUCCCUUAGUUCAGCUGCUAAAGAAGUCCCAGGUCAGCUGGCUUGGAGUUGCCUCUGAACAAAGUCCUUGUGGUAUACUUCUCUCCAAACAAACCGCAAUGCGAAGCCUGACUUCCCAGUCAUGGUUUGUCUAGAGGAAAGCAAACCACAAGUGCUGAUACAGACACAAUGCGAAGCCAGCCACUCCGUGGUUUGCUUCCCUGCUCAAUUAAGGGAGAAGCGAAGUGAGAUCUGUGUGCACAAGCACACAGAUGUUUUGCUUAAAAUGAGUCCCACAGCUUGUGACUGGCCUCUGUGAGCUUCAUACCCAUUAUGGCGAGCCUCCAAGGGCAUGGUCGUAUAUCUCAGCAUUGUUGUGAUCUCUUGCCCUUUAAGAAUAUUUUAUUCACCGGUCUGCUGUUCUACACCUUAAGCUAUCAGACAUAAAUUGGACUUGUGUUCUGCUCCCACAUGAUAGGGCCAUAAGCCAUACAUGAGGGAAGAGCGCUUGGGUCUUGAGCUGCUCCCUAACUUGCCGAUUACCCAGUUGCCAGCGCAUUACUAUGCACUGCAUUCCAGGAGCCUCAAGUAGAUUGGGAAGGCACUGUGUUGUAUCCGUAUUCUGCACAGGAUAUUUGCUGACCUUCACUUCCAGCUGUGGCCCCACUGUGCUAUAUUGAAAGUUAUUCCAGAGAACAACCUCCCCCCCAAAAAAACACACACACAAACUUCAGGAGUGGCUGGAAUGGGGCAUGAGGGAUGUAGUCAGUAGAGAGGCCUAAAAAAACCAAAACCUGAUGUGCUCAUGUAAGCCCACUUACAGCCCUCUGGAUCCUACCUUGUUUUCCUGGAGUUAACUGUAUUAUCACACACAAAGAAUAAACACUGGGACAACUUCUGCAUUUACUUCUCUUGUAAAUUCCUGAUAACUGUCAAUACUGGAGAGUAUGCUUAAGCUGUACCUCUGCAGCAAUUUCGCUUCUGUUUUUGAGGAACAUGAGAGUUGCAAAUAUAUUUCCACUCUAAUGUCUCACAUGUCUCUGAGGUGAUCUCUUAUUUCCUUAUGUGUAAAGUUGUUUCAUGGGGGUGAAUGAGGCCAAGCCUUGGCAGGUGUUGGUACUGGUGAGCUCUGCAAAUCCUAAACACCUUGCAAUGCAAGCCGUAGGAAGGGAACGUGAGUGGUUGUAUGUCGCAGUCUACACUGAAAUGUGAAGCAAACACCAGCAAGUUCAGGCUGUGCCUGAAGCACAACACAGACCAGCUGGGUAGAGAAGGUGAAAGCCGUGGGGUAGUUGGUUGAAGUUGCUGGAGUUUCCUCAUCCCCAGUGUUAGAUGCAGAUAGCGGGCAAGGGCCUGGGGAAUUAGUGGUGUAAAUAUUGCAGUCCGUACAUAAAACGUAGGGUGAUAUGAGCUUGGUCUGCUGGUAGGAGGUGAAAGGAGCAGGGUGAAUGCAGAACCUUGUGCAUCUCCCUUUUCAGUCAGCAAAUUUUUUUUAGAUUGUACUGUGCUGUGUUGGAAUUCUGCCAUUGGUGUUUUAUGGAUUGUCUUCCAUUUACAUGAGCGAUCAAACUGUCACAAUGACAGUUCUGGCUUUCUCCAAUUCUGUUUACUUUUCUGUGCCAAAAUGGAAGUCCUGACCUCAUUGACCCAGUUGUCCUUCAUGGUCAAGGUCACACUGUGGUGGAAACUUCUGCAUGCACUCCCACUGCAGUUGUGCAAUUCUCCCUUCCUUUCAGUGAGGCUUGCACAGCGCAAGUUCCCAGGGGAUUGUGCAACCAGCCUACACAGAACAUAAACUGCUUUGGAAGUGACCUGGUAUAUAACAGUAUCAGGUUCGUGUUAUGUUUUGGAAACAGCCUCUUUAACCCUGGGUUUGUGACUUAAAAUAAUUAUGGUGCUUGAUGCUCAACUUUAUCACCUUUUACUGUUUAAAAGAAAUCAAAUUCAUACACAGCUCAAAUAAUGUCUCGCUUGCCAUGUAUAAGCCAGGGUGCAGGUUUUAAUUUCUCAUUUUUUAAUUGUGUAAACAUGAUGAGAUACCAUUGGCAUCGGGGAUCCACUUAGGUUUUCCAGACAAAUAGAAUUCCCAGUAGUUAAAUGAAGUAGUGUUUGCUUGUGGCUUUGAUCUUUGUAGAAUUAUUUGUGGGCGGGAUAGAAAUGCCAGAGGGUGCAACGUUGGAGGGCGUGUAUGAUGUCAUCCUUUUAUUUUUCAGUUUUGAAGUGAUUAAAGUUAUCCAUGGCAAGUUAUUGGAUAUGGUGGGAAAAGUCCAGUAAGUAGUAACACUCUCAUUUCAUUCCAUGUUUCAUUUUGCUGUCGUAUUACUCUGCAGACAUCAGCUUCUGCUCUGAAAGUGAUUUGUGUUGUUUUUAAUCCCAUAGGAUCCCCAUUAUGUUGGUUGGAAAUAAAAAGGACCUGCACAUGGAACGGUAUGGAAUAUUUCUCUUGAGAUGAGUUAAGGCAACCCUGCUAAGAUUAAAAUGUUGUGGUGCAUUGUAUCCAGUCAUACUCUGAGUAGGCCUGUUGAAAUUAAUAGACGUUACUGGCCUUGAUUCAUUACUUAUUCAUUUCAGUGGGUCUAACCUCUGUAGAACCGAGAAGAAUAUGCUUCUCUGAGCAUAACAGUCUGCAGAUAGCUGUAGCAGUCCUACGCCUUGAAAUGUGCUUGUAAUUUACUACCUUUCCUUCUGAUACAUCACCUCAGAUACCACAGCUUGCCUCAUUCCAAUUCCUAUUCCUGGCUUUUAUUUGAUAAAUUCAACUAAGGUUGGAAUGUUGGUCAGUUGAUGACCUACUUAUCUGCAGAAGCGUUAUGUAGGAGGCCAAGAAUGAACUAUAUUUGUCACAUUUGUGCCCUGCUGUUCCUCCAAAGAGCUCAGGUCAUCCUACUUGGGUUGGUACUUGAGUAUUGCUUUCAGGUUUUAGAGUUGCAAUUAUUUUUAAAAUGUAGCAUUUUGGCCAGGUCAGGUUCGGGUAAAGUUGCCUGAGGGUAACCUGUUGCCCGGAUAUUUGUCCGCCGAUCCUCUGGUGGAUCUUACUACUGUUGGGGCAAAGUUGAUUUUUAAUUUCACUACUGUCAAAUUCCCAUAGAAUUCCCAUAAUCUUUACCUGUCCCCUUUUUCUGAUUGGUAAAAAUUCACCUGCCAUCAUAAUCACUUACACAUUUAUGGUGACACAGAAACUCAGAAUUGUGGUAAUAUGGUUAUACUCCUUCAAGCAGCUCGUGGCUCAGCUGUGGAACUCACUGCCUGAGGAGGCAGUGAUGACCACAAGCCUGGAUGGCUUUAAAAGAGAACUGGACAAACUAGUGAAGGCUAUGGUGAUCACAGUGGCUGUGCUCUGCCAAUCACAGUUGGAGGCCCUGUGCUUCUGAAUACCACUUGCUGGAACCAGCAGAGGGGGAGAGUGUUCUUGCGCCCGAAUCCUGCUUGCUGGCUUCCCAUGGGUGCCUGGCUGGCCAUUGUGGGAGCAGGAUGCUGGGCUACGUAUGCCCUAGACCUGAUCCAGUAGGCUCUUCUACGUUCUUAAUAGACAGAAUAAUUAUAUUGCUGCCACUACUAAAAUUUUACUCUUAGAAGAGAGAUGGUCCAAAUAAUACCCUAUUACCUAGAUGAUCACCCAUGGGACGUUGCUUAGCCUGUAAAUGUGCACGGCCUUAACUUAGUUGUUUUCCAAGUUGCUGUACCCAAAAUAAUACGCAACUUAGUGCUUGUGAAGUUGCUGUUAGAGAUGGUGCCUGUGUUGUUGAUUCCAAACCUGUGUGAUCAGCAGGGCUUUAAUGUUAUUGUGUGAUCUGAUUAAGCUUUGGCUUUCAUUAUGUAUCUUCCAACAAUACACUCAGCUCCCCUUCCUUCGAAACUAGGUGUCACCUGCUUCUUGCUCUAAUUGAAAAUUGAUGUGAAACCUUCUCCAUGAAACACUGAUAAUCCGAACUGUAAACAUAUCAUAUCUGGAUCUAUUAGAUGAGUUCUCCUAAAUCUUACAUAUAAUACAGUACGACGAGCAGUCAGAUGGUUAGAACUUUAAUUUAGAGGGCUCUUACUAUAAAUAACUUUACUUUCCUUUUUUCAGGGUGAUCAGCUAUGAAGAAGGGAAAGCUUUAGCAGAAUCCUGGAAUGCAGCUUUCUUGGAAUCUUCUGCUAAAGAAAACCAGGUAGCCAAUUUGCUUCUAAAGGGUUGAAGUUGAAAUAGGAAUUGCUGCUUAAUUAUGAAUGUGUUUCCAGGGAAAUGGGAGAAGAGCUGCCCAAGUCAGCUUUUUACAGCUUGCUGAUGACCAUUUGCAUAGUGGCAAAGUCAUCACUUGGGCGUUUGCAUCCCAUUGACUGUUCCUGAUCUGGAGAUUACUGUGAUAUGUCACCAUAUGAUGAAAUCUUCAGGCAACAAGACUGUCAUGUAAAUAUUACAGUCAUCAGAAGAUUAAUGCGGUCACAUCAAUGCAGCCACUUCAAACUACAAACAAACAAGAUUAGUUAUGGGCGAUGCAAACUGGGAACCUUGUUAAAACAUGUAUUUUCCAUAGACUUUGUUACAUGACUGCAUCAAUUUAUCCUUAAGCUGCAGAGGUAGGGUGAACUCUUGCUUUGCCACCACAGAUUAAGAGCUCCCUAAUUUUGUAAGAUGAAAGGAUCCGCUAAAAAGAGCACUGGCAGUUUUAGACUUGUGCUUGAGUUAAAGCAGCAUAUCAUAUAUUCCUUGUUAAAAUGGGAGCUGAAUUACUGUUUCAGAAUAUCGGGGAGGGUAUCUGAAUGUUUCAAUAAAAUUGCAUUCCUGUCUACCUUCAGGAGCAAAGAAACAGCAUGUAGAGGUGAAACUUCUGUAGAGCAAGCUAUUUGGGAUUCUGCAAAAAAUCUAAUUGCAGAGGAAAUAUAUUAGGUUAAUUGACCACUUGUGGACAAUUUGUGUCUGGGAAACAUUAUACCCUUUUCAUUUGAUUUUGGAUUUUAAAUGUCACAUGAGAUACAGUACAUAUCUGGCAUUAUAUGAGGCAAUGUUCAAUUAACUGUCAUAUUGCACUUUUAAGAUGCUUAAGGGACUGCUUGAAUCCACUGGAGCAAAUUUGGAAGCAAGCCCAGUUCAGAAUUGUACCUUGUUGGCAAAUGAUUCUUGAUGAACAGAAAAAAACAGAAAGACGAGCAUUGGAUUCUCCAAGUGUGCCAACUCAAAAAUGCCGAGAUAGUUUCACACAAAUUUCACACAGAUUUGCAGCAUUCUCAUUACCAAAACAUCCACUUCUUCAUUCUUUACUAUAUUUUCCCUGCAACUAUUACUUCUGCAGGCAAAAAUUCUUAACAAGUUUCAGUACAAGAGGAAAAGAGCUUUUAACACGAAAAAAUGAAACAUCAAUAGCAACUAGGUGAUAAGAGAUUAUAUAUAUACAGUGGUGCCUCGCAAGACGAAAUUAAUCCGUUCCGCGAGUCUUUUUGUCUUGCGGUUUUUUCGUCUUGCGAAGCACGGCUAUUAGCGGCUUAGCGGCUAUUAGCGGCUUAGCGGCUUUAAGAAAAAGGAAACAAACUCGCAAGACGUUUCGUCUUGCGAAGCAAGCCCAUAGGGAAAUUCGUCUUGCGGAACGACUCAAAAAACGGAAAACCCUUUCGUCUAGCGAGUUUUUCGUCUUGCGGGGCACCACUGUAUUUUUAAUAAAGAUACUGAAGGGCAACAUUUUGGUUCAGGGGACAGUUCUUCCUAUUCAGUCCUUAUAUAUUUGGGUGCCUUUCUGUGCUACCUUCUAGCUCAGAAUAAUGGAAGUACCUUCUGAAAAGCAUCUAUUUCUCCAAACCAAAAUGCGGCUCCUGGAGCUUAAUUGAGUCAACUGCCUCUUAGCAUCUGUUGACAUUGCCCUCUAGUUUCUCAGAAACAUUUCCCUGGCCUUCAUAGCUUCCAGCUCUGUAACUCUCUUCACAUAACUAUUGGGUUAUGAAUUCAGGCUCAGGUCCCUGAAAUAGCCUCGUAGCCUUCUGAGAUGAGACUGCUAAUCUUUCCGCUCCCAAUGCUCAGGGCAGGUAACAAUACUUCCAGUGCAAAACAAGUAGGUGUGAAACCAAAUUACUAUUAUAUUUCACUGGUCUCAUGCCAGGCCUAACAAAGAGGUCUUCGUUACACCUUGGAAAGCCACCCGAUUCACACUUUGGCUUGAAACUUCAGCAGCAUGGUGGUCUGCGGUGAUCUUCGCACACAUUGUGCAAGGUACACAAGGCCCAUUCUGAGCGAUUUUGGCUCAAGAGGCACUUCACAUGUUGAGCAUCACUUGCAUAUUACAAGAAUAAGGAAGGCUUGCAGGUCAGAGUUCAGCAAUGAGAGUUGGGUGAGGAAAUUAGGCGGUCCUGAUUUUUUGCGUUGCUUUUAUUGCAUCGUGUCACAUGCAUAUCCAUCUCAGGCAUGCUAGCAAUGCUGAGCUACAGCAUGUCGUCACCUUUCCUCUUCUCAUCCUUGUUUGCUAUUCUAAAACAGUUACAGUGGCUGCUGUGCUUUCUAGUGCUUCAGACUCUUAAUAGCCCCUCUGCCUUCUUUCCAGACUGCUGUUGACGUCUUCAGAAGGAUAAUUUUGGAGGCAGAGAAAAUUGACGGGGCAUCUUCACAAGGGAAGUCUUCAUGCUCGGUGAUGUGA